CUGCGAGGUUGCAAUGAAACUGCGGUAAACAAACUCACCGGUAAGACCCAGUGUGCUCAGAUUUCAGUGUUCUGGAGCUGUGCUCAGAAAUAUCCGCGGUGCAGCGUGUUCUGUAUGAAUACGGCGAGAGCGAGCUCACAUGCAGUGUUGAAUGAACGGGAUUUAGAGGUGCGUGGAAAUAAGCGCUGUGUGUGUGUGUGUGUGCGCUGCUGGACAGAGACGUGCAUUGAGUCCUUAUCUCAUCUGACAUGAAUACACACGCUUCACCAGUUGCUGAUGAGGAGAAUUAAUUCACGCGCACAGCAAUCGAUGGGGAGAUUGUGUGUAUCUGCAUUGUAAUUGCUGUAAAGAUCUGCAGUGCUUCAGAGUUGCAUACACCUUAAAUUUACGGUGCAGAGUUGUGGUUACCCUUAACCCAUCAGGAUGGUGGCGCUGUCUCUGAAGAUCUGUGUGAGGCAGUGUAAUGUGGUGAAGACCAUGCAGUUUGAGCCUUCAACGGCUGUAUAUGACGCAUGCCGGGUCAUCAGAGAAAGGGUUCCCGAAGCCCAGACAGGACAAGCUUCAGAAUAUGGGCUGUUUCUGUCAGACGAAGACCCCAGGAAAGGCAUCUGGCUAGAAGGAGGCCGGACGCUGGAUUAUUACAUGCUGAGAAAUGGAGACAUACUGGAGUAUAAGAAAAAACAGAGGCCUCAGAAGGUAAAAAUGCUGGACGGAGCAGUGAAGACCAUCAUGGUGGACGAUUCUAAAACUGUUGGUGAGCUGCUGGUCACCAUCUGCAGCAGAAUAGGAAUCACCAACUAUGAAGAGUACUCUCUCAUUCAGGAGACGGUGGAGGAGAAAAAAGAUGAAGGGACGGGCACACUGAAGAAAGACAGAACUCUGCUGAGAGAAGAGAGGAAGAUGGAGAAGCUCAAAGCCAAACUGCACACAGAUGAUGACUUGAAUUGGUUGGAUCACGGCCGUACAUUUAGGGAACAGGGAGUCGAGGAAAGCGAAACGCUGCUUUUGAGACGAAAGUUCUUCUACUCUGAUCAAAACGUGGACUCUCGAGAUCCUGUGCAGCUCAAUCUGCUCUAUGUGCAGGCACGUGAUGAUAUUCUGAACGGUUCUCAUCCGGUGUCGUUUGACAAGGCUUGUGAGUUUGGUGGAAUUCAAACGCAGAUCCAGUUCGGACCUCAUAUAGAACAUAAACACAAGACUGGUUUUCUGGACUUGAAGGAGUUUCUGCCUAAGGAAUAUAUCAAACAGAGAGGAGCGGAGAAGAAGAUCUUUCAGGAACACAAGGGUUGUGGUGAAAUGACAGAGAUUGAAGCCAAAGUGAAGUACGUAAAGCUUGCAAGAUCCCUCCGAACAUAUGGAGUGUCUUUCUUCUUAGUGAAGGAAAAAAUGAAAAGUAAAAAUAAGCUGGUGCCAAGGCUACUUGGUGUAACCAAAGAGUCAGUGAUGCGAGUGGAUGAGAAGACCAAAGAUGUGGUUCAGGAGUGGCCUCUUACUACAGUGAAGAGAUGGGCUGCCUCACCGAAGAGCUUUACUUUGGAUUUCGGGGAGUAUCAGGAAAGCUACUACUCUGUUCAGACCACUGAGGGGGAGCAGAUUUCUCAGCUUAUAGCUGGUUACAUCGAUAUCAUUCUCAAGAAGAAACAAAGUAAGGACCGGUUUGGUUUAGAGGGAGAUGAGGAGGCCACCAUGUUAGAGGAAUCCGUUUCUCCAAAAAAAUCCACUAUAUUGCAGCAGCAGUUUAACCGUGUGGGACGGGUCGAGCAUGGCUCUGUGGCACUGCCUGGCAUCUUGAGGUCUGGUUCUGUUGGGGCAGAAACGCUGAACUUGGGUACAAUGCCUGCUCCACAACAACAGAUCACAACUGGACAGAUGCAUCUUGGACACAUGCCACCACUGAGUGCAGCCCAGCAGGCUCUCGUGGGAACCAUUAACACCAGUAUGCAGGCGGUGCAGCAGGCGCAGGACGACCUGGAGGAGGUGGAGGAGCUGCCACCACUUGGGGAUGACAUGGCAUCUAAGAUGUGGAUUCAGAACAAAAUGGACGAGUCCAAGCAUGACAUUCACUCUCAGGUGGAUGCCAUCACAGCAGGAACUGCCUCUGUGGUGAAUCUGACUGCUGGUGACCCGACAGAUACAGAUUACACGGCAGUGGGCUGUGCCAUCACCACUAUCUCCUCCAACCUGACGGAGAUGUCGAAGGGAGUGAAGCUGCUGGCGGCUCUGAUGGAGGAUGAGGUUGGCAGUGGACAUGAUCUGAUGAGAGCUGCCAGGACCCUCACCGGAGCCGUUUCUGACCUGCUCAAAGCUGUCGAGCCCACGUCAGGAGAGCCUCGACAGACAGUUCUGACUGCAGCCGGCAGCAUCGGUCAGGCCAGUGGAGAUCUGCUCAGACAGAUUGGAGAGAAUGAAACCGAUGAGCGCUUCCAGGAUGUGCUGAUGAACUUGGCUAAAGCUGUGGCCAAUGCAGCCGCCAUGAUGGUUCUGAAGGCCAAGAAUGUGGCGCAGGUUUCUGAAGACAGUGUGAUGCAGAACAGGGUUAUCGCUGCUGCCACCCAGUGUGCCCUUUCCACUUCACAACUAGUCGCCUGUGCCAAGGUUGUGAGCCCCACGAUCAGCUCUCCGGUGUGUCAGGAGCAGCUGAUUGAAGCAGGGAAACUGGUGGAUCGUUCUGUAGAAGGUUGUGUGAAGGCCUGUCUGUCGGCCACCAGCGAUGGAGAGCUCCUGAAGGCCGUGAGUGCAGCAGCCGGUAUCGUCACACAGGCUCUUAGUGACCUGCUCACACACGUCAGGAACUACGCCACCCGCGGAGAGCCCAUCGGGCGCUACGACCAGGCCACAGACACCAUCAUGAACGUCACAGACAACAUCUUCAGCUCUAUGGGGGACGCUGGUGAGAUGGUCCGGCAGGCGCGGGUUCUUGCCCAGGCGACCUCGGACCUGGUGAACGCCAUGAGAUCAGAUGCUGAGGUGGAGGUGGAUGUCAACAACUCCAAGAAGCUUCUUGCAGCUGCCAAAUUGCUGGCAGAUGCUACUGCUCGAAUGGUUGAGGCCGCAAAGGGAGCCGCUGCAUACCCUGAAAACGAAGACCAGCAGCAGAAGUUGCGCGAGGCUGCUGAGGGUCUGCGUGUGGCCACCAAUGCUGCAGCACAAAACGCCAUUAAGAAGAAACUCAUAACAAGACUGGAGAAUGCUGCUAAACAGGCCGCUGCUGCUGCCACUCAAACCAUUGCGGCUUCCCAGAACGCAGCAGCUUCUAACAAAAACACAGCAGCCCACCAACAACUGGUUCAGAGCUGCAGGGCUGUAGCUGACCAUAUCCCUCAGCUAGUGCAGGGAGUGCGGGGCAGUCAGGGACAGCCGGAGGAUGGAAGUGCACAGCUCGCUCUCAUCAUUGCCAGCCAGAACUUCCUUCAGCCUGGAAGUAAGAUGGUGUCUUCAGCAAAAUCCUCUGUGCCGACGGUGACGGAUCAGGCUGCAGCCAUGCAACUGGGACAGUGUGCAAAGAAUCUGGCCACCAGUCUGGCUGAACUCCGCACUGCUGCACAGACGGCUCAUGAGGCUUGUGGCCCGAUGGAGAUAGACUCUGCCCUCAUCGCAGUGCAGACACUUAAGAAUGAACUCCAGGAUGCAAAAAUGUCUGCCUCUGAGGGACAGUUGAAACCUUUACCUGGAGAGUCUUUGGAAAAGUGCGCUCAGGAUCUGGGUGGUACAUCUAAGGCUGUUGGUUCCUCAAUGGCUCAACUGCUUACGUGUGCAGCACAGGGAAAUGAGCAUUACACUGGUGUAGCUGCUAGUGAAACAGCACAGGCUCUGAAGACAUUAGCUCAGGCCGCAAGGGGUGUUGCUGCCACCACGUCAGAUCCCGCUGGAGCCGCAGCCAUGUUAGAUUCUGCUCGUGAGGUUAUGGAAGGAUCCGCUAAACUGAUUUCUGAAGCUAAGGAGGCGCUGAUUGCUCCUGGGGAUGCAGAAAUACAACAGAGACUUGCACAGGUCGCAAAAGCUGUCUCUCACUCCCUGAAUGCCUGUGUAAAUUGUUUACCUGGACAAAAGGAUGUCGAUAUGGCUCUAAAAAGCAUCGGAGAGGCCAGCAAAAAACUGCUUGUCGAGACGCUCCCUCCAUGCAGUAAAAGCUUCCAGGAGGCUCAGAGUGACCUGAACCAGACCGCAGCCGAUCUGAACCAGUCUGCAGGAGAUGUGGUCCACGCCUCUCGAGGAACCACUACCCAACUUGCAGACGCUUCUGGAAAGUUCAGUGACGACUUUGAUGAAUUUCUGGACGCUGGUAUUGAGAUGGCUGGCCAUACUCAGGGUAAGGAUGAUCAGUUGCAGGUGAUUGGAAAUUUGAAGAACAUCUCUAUGGCCUCCAGUAAACUUCUGCUGGCAGCCAAGUCUUUAUCUGUAGACCCUGGAGCUGGAAAUGCAAAGAACCUGCUUGCCGCCGCAGCCAGAUCUGUGACUGACAGCAUCAAUCAGCUGAUUACAAUGUGUACACAGAAUGCCCCGGGACAGAGAGAAUGUGACAAUGCUUUAAGAGAGCUUGAGGCUGUUAGAGGACUGCUGGAUAACCCGAAUGAGCCGGUCAAUGAUCUCUCCUACUUUGACUGCAUUGAAAGUGUCAUGGAGAACUCUAAGGUACUUGGUGAGUCUAUGGCUGGGAUUUCUCACAACUGUAAAACAGGAGAUGUUCCAGCGUUUGGAGACUGUGUUGGUGGAGCAUCUAAAGCUCUGUGUGGACUAACUGAAGCAGCUGGACAGGCUUCUUACCUAGUAGGUGUGUCUGACCCCAGCAGCCAAGCUGGACAUCCAGGCUUAGUGGAUCCUAUCCAGUUUGCCCGUGCUAAUCAGGCAAUCCAGAUGGCUUGCCAAAAUCUUGUUGACCCAGAUAGUAGUCCAUCACAGGUGCUCUCAGCUGCCACUAUUGUUGCUAAGCACACAUCAGCACUUUGCAACGCUUGUCGACUCGCUUCCUCCAAGACUGCCAACCCUGUGGCAAAGCGACAUUUCGUGCAGUCAGCCAAAGAAGUGGCAAACAGCACUGCCAACCUGGUCAAAACAAUCAAGGCAUUGGAUGGUGAUUUUUCAGAGGAAAACCGUGAGAAAUGUCGCAUUGCAACAGCUCCGCUCAUUGAAGCUGUUGACAAUUUGACAAUAUUCGCUUCCAAUCCAGAGUUUGCUAGUGUUCCUGCGCAGAUAAGUAGAGAGGGUUCUGCUGCACAGGAACCAAUCAUCCAAUCAGCACGCUCCAUGCUUGACAGCUCCACCCACCUUUUGAAGACAGCACGGUCAUUGGUUAUGAACCCGAAAGAUCCACCCACAUGGUCAUUACUGGCAGGUCAUUCACGCACUGUGUCCGACUCUAUCAAGAGCCUCAUCACAGCUAUCAGGGAUAAAGCCCCUGGCCAGAAAGAGUGUGACUCAGCCAUUGAUAAUAUCAAUAAAUGCAUCCAAGAUAUUGAGCAGGCCUCUCUUGCAGCCGUCAGCCAGAAUCUACCUCGUAGAGAUGAAGUUUCAUCUGAGGCUUUGCAGGAGCAGUUGACAUCAUCUGUUCAGGAGGUCGGUCACCUGAUUGAGCCAAUUUCCACAGCAGCAAAAGGAGAGGCUGCACAGCUGGGACAUAAGGUCUCUCAGUUGGUCAGUUACUUCACUCCUCUGAUCUCGGCCUCUAUGGGCAUAGCCUCUAAAACUUUAGACCACCAGCAGCAGAUGAAUCUUCUGGAUCAGACCAAGACCCUCGCCGAGUCUGCUCUACAGAUGCUCUACGCUGCCAAGGAGGGUGGUGGAAACCCAAAGGCGUCCCAUACCCAUGAUGCCAUAGCAGAAGCUGCGCAGUUAAUGAGGGAGGCUGUUGAUGACCUCCUGCUGACCCUGAAUGAAGCUGCUAGUGAGGUUGGCAUGGUCAGUGGCAUGGUGGACUCCAUUGCUGAUUCCAUGGGCAAGCUGGGUGAAGGCACCCCACCAGAGCCAGAAGGUUCAUUUGUGGAGUAUCAGACUACCAUGGUGAGAUACUCCAAAGCUAUUGCUGUCAGUGCCCAAGAGAUGAUCACCAAAUCAGUCAGUUCUCCAGAGGAUCUGUGCAGUUUGGCGUCCCAGGUCACUGCAGACUACAGUCAGCUUGCCGUUCAGGGACGUCUGGCCUCUGCUACUGCUGAACCAGAGGAGAUCGGGUUCCAGAUCAAGACACGUGUUCAGGAACUGGGCCACGGCUGCAUAGUGCUCGUUCAGAAGGCUGGAGCGCUGCAGAUCAGUCCAACAGACUCAUUCACCAAAAGGGAACUCAUUGAGUGUGCACGAGCCGUCACUGAAAAGGUGUCUAUGGUGCUGUCUGCAUUGCAAGCUGGUAAUAAAGGCACUCAGGCCUGUAUCACUGCAGCCAGUGCUGUAUCCGGCAUCAUCGCUGACCUGGACACCACCAUCAUGUUUGCUUCGGCUGGCACGCUCAACUCUGAGAAUGAUUCAGACUCAUUCGCAGAUCACAGAGAAAAUAUUCUGAAGACGGCCAAAGCUCUUGUUGAGGACACAAAGAACCUUGUUUCAGGUGCUGCGUCAAGUCAAGAAAAGCUGGCUCAGGCCGCCCAGUCCUCUGCCAAGACCAUCACACAGCUUACAGAUGUGGUGAAACUGGGAGCUGCCAGCAUAGGUCCCGAUGACCCAGAAACACAGGUUGUGUUGAUCAACGCAGUGAAGGACGUUGCUAAAGCUUUAGCUGAGCUCAUUAGCGCCACCAAGUGUGCGGCAGGAAAAGCAGCUGACGACCCGUCCAUGUUCCAGCUCAAGAGUGCAGCCAAGUUGUCCCUCAGAAAUCUGGCCGCAGGGAUGGAAAUGUCUCCUAACUCAGAUAUGAUGAGUAGAAAUUUUCUGGUUAUGGUAACUAAUGUAACAUCCUUACUGAAAACGGUAAAAGCAGUGGAGGAUGAGGCUUCAAGAGGAACCAGAGCGCUGGAGGCCACUAUUGAGUGCAUCAGACAGGAGCUCACAAUGUUCCAGUCUAAAGAAACCCCAGAGAAGUCCAGCACUCCAGAAGAGUUCAUCCGCAUGACCAAGGGCAUCACCACGGCGACCGCCAAAGCUGUAGCCGCAGGAAACUCUGCCCGACAGGAGGACGUGAUCUCCACCGCUAACCUCAGCCGAAAGGUCAUAGCGGAUAUGCUGACAUCAUGCAAGCAAGCUGCAUAUAACGAGGAAGUGAGUGUGGAGGUCAGGAGCAGAGCUCUGUUAUACGGCACUGAAUGUACCAAUGGAUAUAUAGAUCUGCUAGAACACGUCCUACAGGUCUUACAAAAGCCAACAGGUGAUCAGAAACAGAAGUUGGCGAUGUUCUCUAAAAAGGUUGCAGCAGCCGUCACUGAACUGAUUCAAACAGCCGAGGCCAUGAAAGGCACUGAGUGGGUUGACCCCGAGGAUCCUACCGUCAUCGCAGAAACGGAGUUACUGGGAGCUGCGGCCUCAAUCGAAGCAGCGGCCAAAAAACUUGAGCAGCUCAAACCGAGAGCCAAACCAAAGCAAGCUGAUGAAAGUUUAGACUUUGAAGAGCAGAUUCUUGAAGCAGCCAAAUCAAUCGCUGCAGCGACCAGCGCUCUCGUCAAAUCAGCUUCAGCAGCUCAAAGAGAACUCGUAGCCCAGGGCAAGGUGGGAGCCAUUCCUGCUAAUGCUGUGGAUGAUGGUCAGUGGUCUCAAGGGCUGAUAUCUGCUGCUCGUAUGGUUGCUGCAGCCACUAGUAACCUCUGUGAGGCCGCAAAUGCAUCUGUCCAAGGCCACGCCAGUGAAGAAAAGCUAAUCUCAUCUGCAAAACAAGUGGCUGCUUCCACUGCACAGCUGCUGGUGGCGUGCAAAGUUAAAGCGGACCAGGAUUCAGAGGCUAUGAGGAGGCUACAGGCUGCAGGCAAUGCUGUGAAACGUGCUUCUGACAAUCUGGUUCGAGCUGCACAGAAAGCUGCUUUCAACAAAGCUGAUGAUGAUAAUGUGGUGGUCAAGACCAGGUUUGUUGGAGGAAUUGCUCAGAUUAUUGCUGCUCAGGAGGAGAUGUUAAGGAAAGAGAGGGAGCUAGAAGAAGCCCGUAAAAAGCUGGCGCAGAUCAGACAGCAGCAGUACAAGUUCCUGCCAAGUGAACUCCGAGAGGAUGACGACUAAUCCCAAAUGUUGGCACCCUUGUGAUAAGCCUGCCUACCAUUUGGUUAUUGCCAUCAGAACACAGAUGCAUUUCUCUUCGACCUGUAACUCAGUCCAUACAACACCUACUGAACUGAUGAAGAGUCAUUAAAACAGUAGACCGAAUUGUGAAUUUUUAAAUAUUUAAACUCUUGAAGAGCAUUAAAAACAUCGAUCAUCCGUGAAUGUUUUUCACCAAACCCUCAUGAAGAACCUCUGAAUUUCUGGCAUGAUCCUGAACUUGAAAAUGUUGUGCAUGAAGAGAACAGAGGGAUUACACUUGCAGAAACCGAGACUAAUAAAACGAACCUCUGUUUGAUAGCCGUCAAUGAAAUAAAGCAUUUUUAGGGGUUUCAAACUAGAAACCUGAUCCUAGAAAACAGCCUUUUAAACUCCAGUUGAAUGUUUAACGUGUACAUUUGUAAUGGUGAGAUGCAUUUUAUACGCUUCACUUUCCUUGCUUCAGAGUUCACAAAUGAAAUAUAUUUAUGUAGACAGCGUGCAAUGUGAAAGAAAACCACUCAGAGUUUUACGUCUGACACGGAUCCUCUCCAUCGAAAAGUUAUUUUUGAGAAUGUACCAGAUGUAGUGUUUCAUGAAGAAUCAAAAAACUCUACUAACCUUCAAAAAUACUCUGGAAGUUCCUCCAGACACUUAAAGGAAUACUUCAUCCUAAAAAUAGUUAUCUUGUUAUUUACUCAUCCUCAACGCAUUAAAGAUCUUCCUUUCAGACAUGUACAAUAGGAGUUAUGGUGAAUAAUAUCCUGGCUCUUUCAAGUUUUGUAUUAGCAGUAAAUGGUGCCCGAGCUUUAGAAGCUCCAAAAAGUGCAUCAAUCCAUCAUCAAAGUAAUCCAUACGAUUGUAAAGGGUUAGCGAAUGCCUUUGGAGUUAAUCAAUGGGUUUUGUGAGGGAAAAUAUCCAUAUUUAUAAAUAAUACAUAUAAAAUAUUAUUUAUAAACUAAGAUCACCGGCUUCCGGUUGAAAGCUUUUUAGAUUUUUUUCCUUACAAAAAUCCAUUUGUUUACUUCAGAAGACAUUCAUUAACUUACUGGAGUCAUACGGACUACUUUAUUAAUGAUAUAUGCUCUUUUUGGAGCUUCAAAAUCUCGGGCACCAUUCACUGCCAUUACAAAGUUGGAAAGAGCCAGGAUAUUAUAAACUUAAAACUCCAGUUAUAUUCUUCUGAAAGAAGGAAGGCAUGUAUAUUUUUGAUGUCUUAUUGGAGGAUGCACAAAUUCUCAAAUCCUUCAUUUUUGGAUGAACUAUACCUUUAAAUCUCAAACUGACCUGAUGCUGUAGCAAAAAUGAAUAUUUCUUACACUCAAAUACUGAAUGUAUGCAUUCAAUAAUAAUGUCUGUGGACAUGAGGAUAUGCUUUCAGAAGAACAGGGCUGUAUGAAUGUGUUGCACUUCACUUUAUGUAGAGCCGGACAUUCUGUAACAUUUAUACAAACUUUUAGGGAUAGUUUUUCCUUCUCAUUUUGAAAUAAUAGGCCAUUGCAGUAUGUUAUGGUGCUGUUUGAGUGAUUUUCUUUUUCUCAUCAUUAUAAAUUUUCUAAACAUGCUCUAUUUUUUCACAUUUAUGCUUGUAUUUUGGUCAUAUAUGCAACUCAGAUUCAGUUCUCAGUGCUUUAUUGCUCAUCUAUAAAGCCCUUGUGACUGUGGCUUUAUGUACGUUUAGUUUCAGUGCCUUAGUUUAUCACUGUCCAAUGACCGUAUCAGCUCUCUGACUGUCAGAGAUCAGAUCAGGUGUUUAUAUAUCUGGCUUGCAUUCACCAUAGCGUGUAUGUGGAAGCGGAGUUGCUGCUAAUCUGUUACUGCUCUUUCCUCUGAUGCUCCAAGCUCGAAGGAUACGAGUCUGAUUUUACUGCGAAAUGGUUUUGUCUGUCAUAAAGUGGCUUUAAGCAGUCCCCCUUUAGCUGUAGAUCUGCAUUUAAAGUGUCUGUCUUCAUCUUGCUGUAAAUCUAUAUGGCUUCUGUACGAAUAUGUAUGUUAAGACGGCACAUUUUUUUGUAAUGCAUUUCUCAUGCAUGCUUCAUGAAAUCUAAUGGCAGGGUUGGAAAAGUGAUUAAUUUGCCAUUUCAUGCAUGAAGACGACUAUUGAAGGGUCUACAAUUCUGGGAAAGACCUCAAAGUGAGUCCAUGUUUAAAAAUAUUAAAGGAAGAAAAACUGACUUGUUUGUUUUGGGGUUUGCUGGUUGUAAAAGCUUUUGCAUUAAAAGCCGAGAAUGGAAGUUAUACAUGUAAAGUGUAUGGUUAUUUGGAGAAGCAAUUUAACUUAAAAUAAAGGUUUUCAAAAUA
This is a messenger RNA of Danio aesculapii, 10446 nucleotides long. It is a transcript of the gene tln2a, whose product is annotated as talin 2a. Gene Ontology annotation, molecular function: actin filament binding; integrin binding; structural constituent of cytoskeleton. The transcript has 59 exons. NCBI's taxonomy places the organism in Eukaryota, Metazoa, Chordata, Actinopteri, Cypriniformes, Danionidae. The record is from RefSeq and is a predicted model, not a curated record. Gene Ontology annotation, biological process: cell-cell adhesion. Bases 424 to 8127 code for a protein of 2567 amino acids. Gene Ontology annotation, cellular component: ruffle; plasma membrane; focal adhesion.